This is a messenger RNA of Plodia interpunctella (Indianmeal moth), 3112 nucleotides long. RefSeq lists its product as uncharacterized. The transcript has a single exon. The record is from RefSeq and is a predicted model, not a curated record. NCBI's taxonomy places the organism in Eukaryota, Metazoa, Arthropoda, Insecta, Lepidoptera, Pyralidae. Bases 258 to 3020 code for a protein of 920 amino acids. Gene Ontology annotation, molecular function: protein binding.
AGUCGAUUUAAAAAAAGUCAUAAUUGACUAUUCAUUAAAAAUGCAAUAAUUUAUUAGGCUAUAGAAACAAAUUUAGGUAAUAUAUACUUUUUCAGGGAUGACAAUCUUAUUUACAGUAGAAUUUGUUGACAUUUGCUGUAGGUACUCUAUUUUUUAAUUUAUGAUUUCCAAUUUAAUAUUACUAAAUAAUUAGAUCAACAGAGAAAAUAAUAAAUAAAAGCAUCGUUGAGAAAUUAGCGCUCAUUGCUUACACAAUAAUGCCACCUAAAGAUUCAAAGAAAACAACAACAACUAACAGUGUCUACGGGGAAUCUCAAUUUUCCUGUUCAACUCCUGUUACUCCUAGAAACAUUUCCCUUAAUUUGAUUCUAGAAGGAGAAGCCCCUGGCCCGGGAGACUGGACCUUCGUAGUAUUAUUUAAUGGCCAAAUAAUAAUGGACGCAAAAUGGCAAGAUGAUCUUGAAUUAACAUUGGAGUCUUUGCCUUUAGAUCUUAAGGAUACUCUUUCACAUGAAGCCAUUUUAGAUACGCCUUUAAUAUUUUUGCUUCGUCUCACUGCUGGAAAGGGCACUAAAGAACCUGAUCCGUUACUCAGUCCGGAUAAUCGAGCUGGAGGCAAUGUUGAUUUGUUUCCAUUAGUUAUAGGAGAACAAGAAGUAUUCACCAAAAUUCCAUUGAUCUUCAUUCCAACCGCUGAACCAACCGGUUGUGAGGUGACAGUACAAGCCAAAGUAAUGGGACCAUAUGAACCAGUCCAAAAAUCGUCACUUAUUCUUACUAUGGUUUCAGCCCAUUGUGUACCUUAUGCUAAAGAAGGUACAGUGUAUAUUGCUGCUAUAGGAUUAGAAGACCUCACUGAAAAUCCUGUGGUUAAUUUUGGGAUGUCGUUGAGUAGCGCAACGGCUCAUAAGAUUGUAUGGGCAUCAGCCAGUAAUGGUGGAUUCGCAGCAAAUACCGCAUAUAAUGUUGUCGAUCAAGAUAAAUACAUUCUUCAGAAUUUCGAACCUGCAGGUAAAGAUACCUGUCGUUCUAUUUAUUGGAAUGCUCUUAGGCGAGUACUUGUAGAUCCAAAGGAUUUGAAAGAUAAGUUCUCUUCUCCUUUGAUGGUCGAAGUGGCGGGAGUUCCUCGUGCUGGAAAAAUAGAUGUAAGGGGACGUUAUUUGGCAUUUAUAGAUGCGAGUGUUUUAUUAGAGCCAGGUCAGUACGAUGUAACAACGUGUGCAAAUUUAUACAAUUACUCUGAAGCUUUACUCCCUCCAAAUGCUAGCCCUUUGUUAGAUAUACCUCCAAUGAGUGCAAAGCAAACUACUCGUGAAACGGACCUAAUAAGAGAUGAACUAGGCCACUAUUCUUAUAUUACGAUUAAGUUAGAUUUGACUGAACCAAUUGUUCCAAAACUCAAGUCGUCGUUUCUUCUCGAUAUGAUUGGAUUUCCUUCACCAGAUGGUCCUAUAGCUCCUGUUUACGAGCUAGAACCUCAGCCUAUACCAGAAGAUACGACAGUUGAUGUAAGACGUAUACGUAAAGAAGGUGGCGCUUUAGCAAUCCACAGGGAAUUAAGUACUUUAGCUUGUAGAGGAGCGGUACCGAUGAACCAAGGAAUUAAGAGAACAGCUGCUAAUCGCCUCUUGUUAAGGGUAAGGACAAUGUUGAAACAAUUUCCCCCUGGAGAGUGUUUAGAGAUUGAUUGGCAUGACACUGUUACUGGUCAACAUGCUGCAAGUAGACGCGCGGUCACUGCAUCAUUUGCACCGCAGCCACCGCAUCUAAAACAACCACCUCGCGAGGCAGCGGCUAGGUCCAGGUUAGCAGGAGAUACUAGGCUUGCAGAUAAACACUUAAGAACCAAUUUGAAAAUUGCUGGAUAUCAUCCCAGAUCAUUGAUGGCCAAGUGUCUCAGAUGUCUCGAAGAAAGAAACGAUAUGGAAGCUAGAAAUUACAUUCUUGAAGCAUUGCGGGAGCAGACUACAAACCGAUACCUAUUGUGGAUUUAUGGUGCUCAAGAUUUUAAUAAAGGAUCAGACUUAGUUGAUGCAGCCUCUGCGGCUUUUCAACUUUCGAUAAAAGGAGAUACAUCUCAAGGCACCGCAAAUGCAAUAGGUUGGGCAGCAUUGCAUGCUUUACAUCAUGCUAAUGAAAAUUUUUGUGCAGCAUUUGUAGCUGUUAGGAAAAUGCGUAAGUCCUAUGAGUUGAUAAAAGAAUGGCAUAAAUUUCUUAAUCGUUGGGUAGAGACGAGUGGCGAAGAAGAAAUUUUCUGGGUUCCCUCUACCGUGGCGUAUGAAAAUCCUAUGAUGAUCGCAGCUGCUUUUUUCCUAUGUUUACGUUGCUAUGCAUUUUGUGAACGACUUUUAAAAUGUGUAGAGAUGGGUUGUGCUACGCGUGGAUCGCGGAUUAAAUGUAAUAUGACAGUUGAUAUAUAUUACAUAAGAGCUGCUUCUCUAAUUUUGCGAAAAGAGUAUGACGAGGCCUUGGAAAUGACAGAUGCGGGCAUCAAACGCUUCGGGCCUAGCUCGCAAAUGUCACAGAUGCGAACUUCUUGUUUGUUAAACACUCGUGGAUGGGAUGCUAAAUGUGAAUCCGCUCUGAUUGAGGCUGAUAAAAGCGGGGCUGAAUCUUGCCCGGCUCUUCUCCUGAAAGCUGCUAUGGGAGGAUUUAAGACUGACCCUGCAGCUGCUUUGCAGCGCGCUGCCCGAGCCCAUAAAAUAGCGCCAUGUGCUCAUUCCGCUUUGACAAUUGCCAGGAUUUAUGCUAAAAUGGAAGAAGACGGUUUAGCGGAACGUUGGGCCGCGGUAUCCGUGAAAAUGGAGCCAUAUCUAGCUGAUGGUUGGGCGUUGCUGUCCUUAUUGGCAAUGUAUCAAAGGAACCUCCAUAGAGCAAGGAGCACGCUACGCACCGCCAGACAGGUAGGAUACGUCUGUGCCGAUAUAGAAGAAGAGCUGAAGAAAGCCAAAGAUUUGGUUCAAUUGGACUCUUUGACUGAUUCUUUAGUGAAGAACGUGUGCUUUUGUGAUUAUUUUUAAAUUUUAUUACCAUUUUCGGACUAAAGUAUCUAUCUAGUUGAUAAACAGCUUUUAGCCAGAAUAAAUAGGUACACACAUUGCCAAGCUUUUUU